AGGUGGCGGUGGCGGCGGCGGAAGUGGCGGCGGUGGAAGUGGCGGUGGUGUUGCUGGUGUUGCUGGAGGAGGCCAGCCGGGGCCCGAGCCUGUCGACAGAGGCGUCAGGAUCCACGACGAGGACGACGAGGACAUCACCGAGAGAGAGGACGAGGAGGAGGACGAGGACCCUUGCAGCUCGCCGGAGGGGGACCUCGAAAACGAGCCGGAACCAAUGGAGGUUCAAACGUCGGCCGUCACCGCGGCGGCCGCGAAUCUCCACGCGCUGCGACAGCAUGUCUUCAAGAUGUCCGACUACUGGCAGCAGCCGCAACGGGGCCCGCCUCAGCACUCGCCGGGGAUACAGCAUAGCCCGAUAUCGAAUUCGACGCAGCAACAGCAACACCAGCAGGUGCAGCAGAUGCACAGCCCGCUGGGUCAGCAGCAGCAGCAACAGCAGCAGCAACAACAGCAGCAGCAGCAACAGCAGCAGCCGACCGGUGUGCCGCAGGUCCAGCAAGCUUCGAACGCCGGGCUAGGGCCGACGGCCAGCCCGCAGCAGCAGAUGCAGCAGCAACAGCAGCACGCGAUGUCGAUGAGCCAGCAGACGGCUCAGGCAGCGCAGCAUCAGUCUUCCCCGGCGCCGACGACGCCGUCUCCUCAGGCGGACCAUCAGAGCGCGAUCGCGUCCAGCAUGGCCCAGAGCCUGCACAACCUGGCGCAAGCACAACAAACCAUGUCGCAAGCCUCGAGUCCGUCGCUGGCCGUCCAGGCGGUCCAGGCGGCUCAGGCCCUCAACCAGAAUCUGGGACAGGCGCUGACCCAGGCGCUCUCGCAGAAUAUGCAGCAGAGCCUCGGCCAGACGUUGCAGCACAACCUGGCGCAAAGUUUGACGCCCAGCUUGUCGCCGCAGCAACAACAACAGCUGCUGAACCAGCCGCAGAAUCUCAGCCAGGCGAGCCAGAACCUACAGCAGAACAUGCAGAGCCAGGCGCAGAAUCUGUCGCAGACGUUGCAGCAACAGGCUCAGAACCUCACCCAGAACAUCGGGCAGAGCCUCAGCCAGCAGGCGCUGCAACAACAGGCCCAGAACCUCACGCAGAACCUGCAGCAACAGGCGCAGAACCUCACCCAGAACCUACAGCAACAGGCGCUGAACAUGGCCGGCACCAUCGCUCAGAACGGCGGCCUCGCCGGGAUGAACAUGUCCGCCAACCAGCAACAGAACUCCCAGAACUCGAUGCUGAGCCCCGGCGCCACCAGCCAGGACUCCCACGACGCCAUCACCGAGAAGCUCGUCAACGAGUUGCAGUCUCGUGCCUCUGCGGCGGGACUUGGAGGUGCGGGAGGCGCCGGCGGAGGCGGAGGAAUGGGCAACAUCAGCGAGCGCACCCUCGAGGAAUGCUGGUCCACCCUGCAACGAUUCUUCUCGCAGAUCUUCAUGCACAAGAGCGCGAUGCAGAUGCACGCGAGAGAGCUGGGUGCGGCGGGUGCCCUGACAGCGAGGCCAGGCGGCGGCGUGGCCGGCGGACUGGCGGGUCUCGGGCCGAUCGGCGUCGGCCCGGGCGGCAUGAUCGCCGGCAACGAGGUAAAGCCGCACCAGUGCCAGCAAUGCCUCAAGUCAUUCUCCAGCAACCACCAGCUCGUGCAGCACAUCAGGGUCCACACCGGCGAGAAACCGUACAAAUGCAGCUACUGCGACCGCAGGUUCAAGCAGCUCAGCCAUGUACAACAACAUACCCGCCUGCAUACGGGUGAACGACCGUACAAGUGCCAUCUACCGGAUUGCGGGCGGGCGUUCAUUCAGCUAUCGAAUUUGCAGCAGCACCUUCGGAAUCACGACGCCCAGGUGGAACGGGCGAAGAACCGGCCGUUCCAUUGCAGCAUCUGCGGCAAAGGCUUCGCCACAGAAUCCAGCCUUCGUACCCACACGUCGAAGGUCAGUCAUUGUUCCAAGUACCCAUGGCAACGAUUAAAGGAGUUGCAACAGCGUGUUGUGUUCCAGCAACACGCCACUCUGAUCGGCGGCCCGAACGCAACCAGCUGCCCCGUCUGCCACAAACUCUUCCUCAGCGGCGAGGCUCUUAUGGAGCACAUGAAGCACACCCACAAGGACCCGAAUGCCUCCGGCGUUGCCAUUCCCUCCGCUGACUGCACAACCUCCGUUGCCGGGGUUUACCUAGCGAAGCGACGGACCGCCAACCACCCGUGUCCAGUGUGCGGAAAACACUACGUCAACGAGGGUAGUCUUAGGAAGCACCUGGCCUGUCAUCCUGAGACCAGUCAGCUUAGCUCAAGCCUCAGGAUGUGGCCGUGCUCGGUGUGCCAAGCCGUCUUCACUCAUGAGAGCGGUUUGUUGAGUCACAUGGAGCACAUGAGAAUGGACCCGAAACACCAGUUCGCCGCGCAGUACGUUUUAAGCCGCGCGGCCGCCGAGAGGCGGGAAAGAGAGAUCCUCGCGUCUUCGAGUUUAGGUGCGGGAUUGGGUGUGUUGGGAAGCCAAACAGGCGGACCACAAAAUUUGCAACAACCACCGAUGUGUCCGUCGCCGUCGGCUCACUCGGACAGCAGCAGCGGAAACGGAAGACUAUCGUCGGCCGGUAGUGAACCUGACUUUUGCGCAGGUGCCGGUCUGCUGAACAAUAACAACAAUAAUAACAACAACAAUAUGGCGUCGCCGGGACCGAGCGGCAACAAGCUCAGCGAGAUGCUGAGGGCCGGCAACCAACCAGGGACGGCGCAACAGUACCACGACGAGAUGCAGUCGCAGCAGCAACGCAUGGCGGUGAUGGCGGCCGCGGUCGCGUCAGCGGGUUUGCAAAAUUCGGUGUCGCCGAAUCUAUCGCCGGUGGACAUGGCGUCGCUGGCGGCGGCGAUGAGGAUGGGCAACAACGGUGACAUGAGCGGGGGCGCGCAAGGAUCGACGGGACCGCAACAACAGGGAGUGCAAGCAACCGGACCAGAACAGACGCUGAGGAUGCACCAGGCGGAAGCCUUGUUGCGUUCUCAGGCGGAAGCCGCGCUAAGACUGGCUGUAACGCAGGCGGCGGCAGCGGCGGCGAGUUCUGCGGUCGGGGGCGACGUCAGACAUCACUUGGGACAGCAUAACGGAGGUAGCACUUCCGGCAUGCCGGGACAUCACACGAACCAACAGAUGUCCCAACAAGAUAACCUGCCAUCCGACCUUGGGGAAGCGCUACGACUGCAGGAGCAACGGCUAGAGCAGGCGCUGAGGCUUCACGGCGACCCGCGUGCGCUGAGUUUCACCUUACAGCACGUGGUCAACCAGCAGAACAACCAGCAACCCUGAAAAUUCAGUUACUACUGAGACGAGUGGACCCUUUGGACGUCCGAGCAGACGAGCCUGCAGCAGCAAGCUGAACGCCUGAACCAGCAGUCGCUGCAAACCAGCGAGCGACCCGCGUCCCUUGGCGAUCAACAGCAGCAGGCUUCGUCGAGCAUUGGUCUUCACCACCAUCAACAGCAGCAGCAGCAGCAGCAGCAACAGCAACAACAACAGCAGCAGCAACAACAGCAGCAGCAAUCGCAACAGCAGCAGCAGCAGCAGCAGCAGCUUCCGGAAGACCGCGGCGUCAAGAGGAAAGCCGACGAUAUGAUCGGUAACUCUGAGAACGUCUAAAGAAUCGACGUACGCGGACGAUCAACGAAUUGUCGAUCAUGCGAUCGUUUAUCGUCCUCUUACGGCGUUCGAGACGUCCAAUUGUGGUCACCCGCGCAAUCACUCAUGUCUCAGCAGUACAACUUAGAAUCUUUCUUGAAAGAUCGGCGAGAUCUCGGAAUGCCUCAGAGCAUUUUCCAAGGUCUCCCGGCACUUUGAAGCCCGGCCACGUUCGGUCACGUCGUGGCCGACCGAACCUGAUCGCCCGCUGAUCAAGCGGGCGAUGCACAAACAGACUUGAUACGUAUCUAGAAAUCCGUUAGACGGUGCGUGGCGAGGAGCGUCGCGGUGACGAUGGUCUUCUAGCGCAGCGGUCGCCUACGCACCGCUGAUCACGUUGUUCCUACUUCGGUCCUGGCUCCAGAGUUCCUAGAACGACCCUGAAUAUCGCUCGACCGUGAGCGUGGUCGGUCGAUCACGUGCCGUCGUUCCGACGGCCCGCCGUCGACGACGUUCCCCGUCGGGCGUGACGCGUUUUUUUUGCCGCGACGUCGCUCUUUCCGAAUUCUCAGGACGCGUUGUCACCGCGAGCAGCCCGCCACCCCUGAGACGUGCCAUAAUAUUAAUGAACCGCGACUGCUUAUAACUGACGCGCGGCCGGCGUCACGGCGUCCCGGUCCCGACCGGGCCCCGUUGCGCCGCGCCCGACGCGAGGUACUAUGGUUUUUUUAGUACAAGGGCCGAAAAGCGAGGGGCCGCGCGGUUCCCGGUGCCCGGCGAACCUUCGAUGCCGCGGCGGUAACCCGGGCCCGCGGUCCCAGGCUCAACAAACUAACCCGUAUACAUAUUAUACAUACCUACGAAACCAGUUUAAGGCACCUCCCCCACCCCCCCUAAUCUUAGCUCCCGUAACGUUUAAGGCAGACGAACAGACGCCGGAGACACGCGUCUGAGACGUGCGUAAACGCGGUCCAAGCUCUCGCGGGCCCGAUCGCGGGCCAGCGGGAGGAACGUCGCCGCGCGGUAUACAAGCGAAGAUAAGUCCCCUUCCCGUUCCAAUCGGACGGACAAACGCGAUUACAAAUCGAGAAGAAAGACGAUAUCGGUCUGACAAAACGAACGGGCGCGGCCGGGCCGUGUCGAGGCCCGGCACCCCGGAUUAGUGAUACAUUGUACACAAGCUGAGAAGCACACGAAGAGAGAAAGACCGCCUCCCGUGCGGAGGAGAGUGCAUACGUAUCUAACGGACACGUAUAUAUACAUACACAAGCAUAUACCUGUACAUACGUACCUGCAUAUGUACAUGUAUAUGCAUAUAUAUAAAUAAAUGUAUAUGUAUACAUACAAGAAGUGCACACGAGGAACACACAAUCACACACGAGUGCUCGCACACCGAGCGCGCACACACAAUGAACACACACAUCUUGUACACACACACACAACACGGCGAAACUUACUCGAGACGUAAGGAUUUAAAUAGAAAUGCGCGCAACUUGUGCUGGUCGUCAGCACGGAAACUAUUAGCUCGUAAGCGGACAAACAAAAUAUAAUUAUUACAAACAGUUAUAUUAUAUAUAUUAUAUAUACAUACAGAGAGUCUGGAGUGUAUGAUGCAGAGAGACAAAACGAAGAAAAAAUUUUUAGGAGGGCGGCGGCGAGGUCGGGAGGGAAAUUAGAGACACACACGGCCUGGCCGCUGUUUGUGCCCCCUCCCCGUUGUACACGUGCACAGUUUUCGAUAAAAUCGAGGGCCACGGUUCGACCGCGAGAGGAUGUAUUGUACAUGAGAUGAGAAGAACGAGCGAUAUACAAACGAGAUGACCGGCGUCUCACGCGAGCGUAACGCGUAGCGGUGGAAACGCUCGCGGGAGCUCGCGCAAGAUGCCGGAGGUGACAGCGGUUUCGCGAACCAUGUGGCGGUGAAGAAUCGACGAUAGAGAACUGAGGAUGCACAGAGAGUAAGAGAGAAAUAAAAAACUAAAUGCUAAAUAUUAUAUAUAUUAUAUAUAUAUAAAUAUUAUAAAUAAUAAAUAUAGGGUCUAUGAGACUAGGAUAUAAAUUAGGCGAAAAAGAGGAUAUUCGAGCGACUGUGCACGCGUGCCUGUGCAGUUGUACACGAUCCCGAGCAACCGUCGACCAGAGAAAGAUAACGAAAGAGAGGAAGAAACAAGGGAGGAAGACUGUGGAGACGGAAAAGAGAGAGAGAACGAGAGGAAGAGAGAGAUAGAGAGAGAGACAGAGAGAAAGUGAGAGACCACGAGUGCAACAGGGGAAAUAUUCGUGAAUGAACGGCCUCGGGAUGGUCGCGUACGUGCACGGGCACGCGAUUAUGCGAAUGCGAAGCUGCGCGAAAGGGAAUGUGCUUCGUGAGCAUCAAGGAUGGAGCGAAUGCGCGAAAAAAUGCGAGCCGUGAACGCCAGCUUGAGAGAGAACGAAUGGGAACGAGCGCAUGGGAGAGAGAGCAUGCGAGAGAGAUUUUAGUGUGGCGUGCUUCAGGUAAUCUGAGGUCCUGUGAUCGUUAUAAGCAAAAUAUUUUUUUAUUUCCGGGUAUAAUAAUCUGAACGCGUAAAAAUAAUUGCGUCGUUUCGAACUUUUACUUGCAAUAUACCGUUACGUUCUCGCAAUACUUAGAAAGAAGAAGAAGAAUAAAGAUGAACGAAGAAGAAGAAGGAGAAACGGAACAGAAGGUGGAUCAAUUUUAUUAAAAACGGAGCAAAAAAAAGAAAACGAAAGCACACGAGAAAAGAUGAAAAAACGUAAGGUACACAUGAGAAAUCGUGGCGAGGAAUAGCAUUAAUUGAGAUGAAAGGUAAAAUCGCGAACAAAAAUGAAAAAAUAACAAAAAGAGCUACGAAGAUGAGGAUGACGAGGGAGAGGAAAAGAGGAAGGAAACUUUCGAGUACAAUCCGGUUGAAAAAAUUAGUCGAGCAGAGUCCAGUAGGUUUUUUCGAAGCGAACGUUUAGAGAGAAGACUCGGACCAGUCCCCUGAUCGACCCCCCAUCAAAAAAUAUACACGCGCACGAUACCUCUUUGUGAUAACACCCCAUUAAUCUCGAGCCCCCGCGUGCUAUCCCCCGUUUCCAGACCUUUUUCUACUAUUCCUGGACAGUCCGUAACUUUUUCGAUGGGGUUUACUUUCGACGUGAUCAGCUGAAAGCAUUUUUGCACGAAAACUAGAGAGAGAGAGAGAAAGAGAAAGUAAGAGAGAAAGAUAGAGACGCGUUUUUCCCUUUUGGAACUCGAUCUUGACCGAGAAAGUGCUUGUAUUUUCGAAAAAAAUCGGCGGACAGUUAGAGGCGGUCCGAAGUAAAAGAAUUCGAAAACUGGAGGCGAUCGUGAAAAUUCGUUGGGACGGAACAAAAAGGCAUAUAAUUCACCCGCGACAACGUUCGACUCCUUCGUUUCUUCGACUGACAAUCGCGGACCGAAGAGCGCGGAACAAAUCUUUUGUACCGCGCCGAAAUUUUGUCCCUCCCGGUGACCCUCGUCGAGACUUUUCGUUCCGUGGCCAAUUUUUCCGUAUGCUCUGGAUGAUGUGAAUAAUAUGAUCGGGAUUCGAGUCAAAAUUCAUGCAAAAUUUCUCGGGAGAUCGCGAAAGAAGACAAACCUCCGCGUCCCGAAUUCUCCGUUCCUCUUCGGGGAACAUCCCAUCCUCCCAUUCGACCCCCAUUGUUCGCCACUUACGAAAGUAGCCUAACGUCGUCAUCUUCGUUGAACGUAAAGAGAUCGUGAAAAAAAAUCAAUGGAAAAACGAAAAGAAAAAAUACGAAAGACACGCGCCGAGAAGCCGCCGGUAAAGCCAGGCUUUUUCACCGUCUGGAACGAGAGAAGAAAAGUUUGCUAAAGAAUUCAUCGUCAAAGCUACAUUUAACGGUCGCACCCGCCUGACGGCGACCGGAAACCGACCGAUCCCGUGCCGAUCCUGAGUCACCAUCUUUGUUCGAAGACUCUCGGAGCAUACCCGAAACUAAAAAAAAAAAAGAAGAAACAGAAUCCAAAUGCAACUUUCUAGCGUCCAAAAAUCUAUUUUUCUCACAGACAAAAGACACGAUGGCGAGCACUAAAGUAAACGAUGACGAGGAGAAGGAGUAGGAGGAGAUGGAAGAAAUUCUGCAGCUUUGGAAGUCGAAAGAAAAAGAGACGAGGAUCGGCGAGGAUCGCGAUCGACUUCCGGCGCCGUGUCACGCUGGUCGAUCCAUUGAUCGUUCUUAUUAUAACAAGUUUUUGCGUUACAGGGCGUUUUUUCCUCGGAUUAAGUAGUAUGUAAAUACACCUUGAUAUCACAAGCAUAAACUGAGAAUUUACUGGUAAACUUAAAUCGAGUACAUAAUGCGAAAUAGGGUUAGUUUCUAUGUAAAUACCUAAAGCUGGACGAGUGCAUACACCUCGUUCACGCAACCAACGAUAAUCGUUUUUAUCGAACCAGUGCUUCUGUUCGUCGUCGGUGUACGCCUGGUCGUUGGCGGUCGCCCUUAUGCGAAAGCUAAAACACGAUCCGCCUGAUCGCCCGAUCCCGCAAGAAUCGUGCGAGCAGCUAGCAUAAGUGCGUUCCCCAAGAAAUGGGCGUCGCUGAUCGGGAAGUUUUUUUUUCUCGACACUGAUACACACUCAUACACAGAUUCACACACAAGGGACACACGCUCACGUACACAACAAGCAUUGCGAUGGAUUGUACAGCUACGAUAGGAUAGAUAUGUAUUAAGCCUAAAGGACAAAAGGAAAAAAAAAUGAUGAACACAAUUCUUCACACACUCGCACCAAACCGGCACCGAGACUAGCCUCCAAAUUAGGACAGGGACCAAAAACAAAAAGAGAAAGACGACGACAGGAAAACAAAACCAGCGAUCGAGGAGCAAAAAAAAUGGAAAACUGGAAAAAAUGGGAAAACAAGAAACACACGCGUUCGGCGAACAUUCUUUUUUCGAGGAGGAUACUUUUACGUCUUUUCGGGUACCACGCGCAUACAUCAUUCCACACGAGCGAUCGAGCGAAACCAUUAUAUACACACACACACGAGUGAUAUUCGGCCACGUUUCCGGAGGUGUGUUCGUAUAGAAAAAAAAACGCGACAGCGGAUUUGCUUGUUUCGGGAUUCGUUUGUUUCGAAAACGCUGCGACGCUGCUCGGGAAACUGCUAGUAGAAUAGGAUGCUUUGCGGUCGGACUCGUUACUCGAGAGAAAGGUUACCAUCUGGAACGAUUCGAUGACGAAUGAUCAGAGGAAGAUAGACAGAGAAAAAGAGAGAGAGAGAGAGAUGUAACCGUGUACGAUUCGCUUAGGUCCAGCAUCGAGCAGUUUCGACGGCAGGUCGCAGCAAUUUUUUCAAAAUCGCAAACUUAACUGAUCGGCGAGAGGCAAAAUUGACAGUCCACGGUCCCUCGACAAAACGAGCAGGCGAAGAAAACGUAAUCAUCGGGAGAAACGGCAAAAAAAAUGGUGCACGAAUACAGGAGCGGAGGAAAUUAUACGAAGAGAAGAAGGCAAAAAGGAAGAGCGUAUUCUGGAAAACAAAACCACCCACUUUUCACCGUCGCUAUCGCCGUUUAUCAGCAGAACAGAGAAACGAACAUCGAAAUCCAAAUUCACAGUGUGAGAGAAGAACGAGAGAAAGAGUGAGAAAGAAAGGGAGAGAGAGAAAGAGAGAGAGAGAGAGUGUGAGACAGUGAGAAAGAGAUGAUAUACACAGGAGGGAAGAAAAAUUCUUAUUCAACAGCAUAUUAAACAAAAAAAAUACAAUCAGAAACACUACAGACGCCCGCACAACAACAACAACAACUACAACAACAACAAUAACGUCGAGAUCCUUCAUGACACGGUGAUAAGUCGCGUCGCGACGGAGAAGAGACGAUUCAGCAAACACACACAAUACACACACGACGGUCAUGAAACGAUUCCGAGACGACAGCUUUUCACAAGGUGCAUCCUACCGUGCGCCGAGGGUUGCUUUUGUUGAUUCAGCGCAGAUGAGUAAAAAAAAGAAAAAAAAAUGGAAAAGAAAAGAAGAAUAAAAGCGAUAACCGGAAGAACGGAGAGCUAACGAAGGUUUCGUUUCUUUCGAGCGAGCACAGCGAUGAGAAAAAAAAAAUGUCGAUUCGAGAAAUCGGUGGAAGAGAAAAAAAGAAAAAGAAGAAGAAAACUCGGUGAAGAAGAGAAUUCGCGGCCAUUCGAAGACAAAAGAAACUUACGGGGCAGCAGCCGACACAACAACUUCUCCCCAAACCCCCCGCACACGUCACACCCCCGCGCGAGAAGGAGGAAUGAUUCCCGAGGCGCCGGCCCGUGCCCCGCGAACGUGUACCAUAUUUUAUUAAAAAAUCAACAAAAAAAAAAUAACGAUGAAUAACGAUGUUUUUAAACCAAACACACAAGCAAACAAUUAAACAAUAGCUCUAGUAGUGUAUGUUCUGUAAUCGAAGAAUGAUAAGCGCGAAGGUAAACGAGGUAAAUAAAUAAACGUAACAAGUAAACAGUAAUUACGAUGAUGAAGUAACGUAAACUAACGAGAUAAAGCUAACGAAAUAAAAUAAAGAAAAAAAAACAAUCGCGGCGCGAUGCAAACGCGCGCCGCGAUGAAAAAGCACAAAAAAAUAAUUUACAAAUAUAUUGAUUUACAUAUGCCCGUAACUCGUAAGCGGGCCGGUGGCGCAGCGCGUCUACCUUCGCCGGAUUUUCCACGCACCUGGCGCUGUUUACGGAACAACCGGAAGCCACUGUCGACGAAGACCGAUGGGAUCGCAGAGGAACCAAGAUCAGGAUCCCCGUAGUCGGGAGACGAUACGAAGGAAGAACCAUCCCGACGAAGGAAGAAAAAGAAGAAGAAGAAGACGACGAAGAAGAAGAAGAUUCGACGGAGUCCGGCCUGGCGGAAAGAAGAAACGCGCGGAAGAACAGAACGACGCUCGUCGUCGGAUCUCGACUCUCUCGGUUGCUCGGCACACUCGCGACGAUACAGAGGCGGAGUGUGCGAAGAGGCUAAAUGUUUCGCGAACGACGGACGAUCAAGCGGAUUCGCUUCUGUCGCGAGAUCGAGGGGAGGAAGAGUGAGGCGGCGAGCGGCCGAGAGCCGGACGCGGAGUUCCUCUUCGGUGGAAGAAGAAAGGUGAUACCUCGGCGACGACGACAGGCCAAGCAUAUAAAUAUAUGGCGGACAGGCGAGCUGAUAACGAAGAGCGAGCCGUAACGGUGGAGAAUCGACCGGCAGAACGGGAGCACGCGUCCUGCAAAACCAGCCCUUACUACUACCCAUAAUCUUAAUCUCUUUCAUGUAAAUUUGCUAAAUGUUUAAAUAAUCUAAAAAAAAUGCCAUAGCCCGGAUGCGCUGGUGUAUACUCCCAGCGCAUACACACUCACAAAUACGACUCGACCUCACGAAUUUAACGAUGCAAAAGUUUAAAUCCGCGCGCGCGCGCCGUAGCGACUGCGGCCGCCGCGCGGUGGAAUUGGUAUUCUCGCCAAGGAGCGAACAGUUCACAACAGUGCACAGAAUCACAGACAAAGCACAGACACGAAGAAGAGAGACAGCGAGAGGAGAUGGAGGAGGAGGAUGAUGAUGGAAGAAGAAGAAGACAAGUGCCGGGACCGAGGCGGGGACAGGGCCCGGAAAGCGGCGCGGUGAAGCGGGUUUUUUUACUACCGUCGCGAGAAGCAAGACGACGGGGACGCGCCGCUAUGGGGUGUCCCUCCGCGAGGUCCCGGCCGACCUUACUCACAAUAGAAAGUUGCCCUGGUUCUUAGAGCGUGCAACCCCGCGCGCUCGCACACUUCUCAAUACACGACGCGUUGACACGCGUCGAUUCUACACUUCACAUCUACACAGCGACACGAGCGGACAAGAGAGGGUUUACAGACUUGCUACACUUCUACACACUUCUCUACACUUUAACUACACACGCUACGGAUAUGUAAAGCCAAUUGAUUUUGUAAAUUGUCGAUUUAGAGCGAAUCAAAAACGAAAAAAAAGCGGAAAAAUACGAGAGAAAGAGAUAUCGAACGAAAUUCUUUCGGUGAACAAAUCUAAACUUUGAACUUGUACGGAGAUGAAAUAGGAGGGAAAGAGAUAGAGAGAGAGGAUGAGAGAGAGAGAGAGAGGCGGAUGAUAGAACAAAUUGAUCAUUCAGAACGAUACGAUUCGGCCAAUAAUAUUCAUGGGAAACAUUUUUCGAGCAAAAUAUAUCGCAUAGAGACACGGUACCUUUUGUCAGCAGAGUGAAAAUACACGUUGACGAUCGUGAAUCAAGGAGAGCGGAACGUUCCCGACCGGGUCGGUUCGUUCGCGCUUAUCGGGAAUCGUUUCGGCGGGUCCUUUCGACAGAUUUUCGUUUAGAAUUGGGAGAGUAAAAAAAACAGUCAAAAUUAAUAGCAGAAACGAUUCGUUGCGAAGAGGCGCGAACGGAACGCGGUAGGAACGUUCCGCGUCGGAAUUCGCGGCCUUUGGCAUACGUUUGGAUGCAGAACCGAUUACGACUGAACGGCGAUCGUUUCGGCGAUCGCCGACAUCGCAUCCCGGACUUGACUAGCCAAGAAACCCGGAAGUGACGCGACUAAUCGGCGAGUAGUUUCGCAAGGAAAUCUCGUCGAUGCAACGUCGACAAAAUGACACGCUGGACACAGGCUUCGAUCCUCGCCGAGAGAGAAGAGCCAGAUCUCGGGAGGAUAGCCUGUUGAUCGUUCAGCGACAACGAUAGACCGACCCCAAAGUGUAAUAACGAACCGAACAUCAUCCUAAGCAGAUUAGGCAUACAACGGCGUUAGGAGGAGAGCCGUUGUUCCGAAUUCGCGGCUUUAUAAGCAAAAACCGUUGAUUUGUUUUCGAUCGGGUUUUAAUUUUUUGAUGAAAUAAUCUCACGACGAAUAUACCACGUACGGUCGCGCGCUCUUAUCGAUCCCCGAGACGUUGCAGUCUGGCGAGAGAGAAAGAGAGAAAGAGAGAAGAGAGACAUAGACGCAGAGAGAAAGAGAGAGAGGAAGAGAAAGAAAGAGAAAGCACAAAAAUAUCUGUUGAACGAGGCAUGUAACGCAGCAAUAGUAGCGACGUUCAAGCACGUCGAUCAGCGAAACAUCAAAAACAGUAGAGAGAGAGAGAAGGAAAGAGAGAGGAGGAGAUGGUGAGAGUGAAGGGAGAGAGAGAGAGAGAGAGAGAGGGUGCGAAAAAUUAGCAGCAAAAAAGACGAGACACGUAUGUGGAUAUUCGUGGCAGUGUGUAUCGUAAGUGCGCAGCAUAUGAUAAAACCGACAGUCUAGCAGUGCGAGCGCCUCGGCGGCAUUCGCGUUUUCACGCGGUGUCCUCGACCGAGCCUCCGUGAUUAAAAACCGGAAUAAGUUGUUUCAAUGUCCACUAUAUAAUGAAGAGGCAUAGCUGGCGAAGCGGUGGGUUCGCGUUCGCCGUCACCGAGACGCUCGAGGACGCGAUUUUCCGCUCGGUCCAGAAAUCGACGAGAUCGAUGACGCGUCUCGCCGAUCGUCUGGCUCGCAGCAUCCGGAAAACCGCACGAAAUCCUCUGGGCGUUGUUCACAACGAGAUGGAGGCUGCGAAAUCAUCCCCGGAGUUUGAAGAACGACCAUUGCGUUCUGUUCCGCGAGCUGGCCAAAAAAAGAAAAAAAAAACA
Molecule: messenger RNA, 13204 nt
Organism: Megalopta genalis
Lineage: Eukaryota; Metazoa; Arthropoda; Insecta; Hymenoptera; Halictidae
Gene: dati
Product: zinc finger protein datilografo
Biological process (GO): regulation of transcription by RNA polymerase II
Cellular component (GO): chromatin; transcription regulator complex; nucleus
Molecular function (GO): RNA polymerase II cis-regulatory region sequence-specific DNA binding; DNA-binding transcription activator activity, RNA polymerase II-specific
Source: RefSeq, a predicted model, not a curated record